AUGGCAUUCCAACCGUUUUUACCAAACACAGCUUCGGAUUUCACCCUCGACGCAAUGCUGGCCCGACAACCUCCGUUUUCCCCUGUCAUUGCACUAACUUCCCACGGGUCUCUUCCCUUGCCUGUUGCGCAAAGGCACCCAAUGCUGGAUCUGGGCAAUGCCGAAACGAUCCUCCGCAUAUCCUCGCUGGAACACCAUGCUGCCACCCAGUCUGCCAAACUCAGGCCUCCUAAAACGCUGGAGACCAAGGAUGCCACCGAGGAUGAUCCAAAAGUUAACUUGGAGGCGAGGGACCUUUGGACACAAUUCCACAAAUUCGGCACUGAAAUGGUCAUAACAAAAUCAGGAAGGUAAAUAUUAUGACAUAUCAUCCAUAAUCAUGUAGCCUAUAACGUUUUUCAUUUUUAUUUUAUAUUUUAUAUUUUAUAGGACUGUAGGAUGAUUUCAAAUCGUUGUGUGUUCCUUUUACUCCAGGCGCAUGUUUCCACCAUUCAAAGCCAGAUGUACUGGCUUGAACAAAAUGGCAAAAUAUAUUUUUCUGAUGGAUAUUGUGGCGGCCGACGAGUGCAGAUACAAGUUUUACAACUCAAAUUGGACGGUGGCAGGAAAGGCAGAUCCUGAAAUGCCAAAGAGGAUGUACAUACACCCAGACAGUCCCGCUUCUGGCGAGCAAUGGAUGUCAAAAGUGGUCAAUUUUCACAAACUAAAAUUGACAAACAACAUCUCGGACAAGCAUGGGUUUGUACGUUCCAAAUAUUCGUUUUGUGUUAAUAAUGUAGUAUUUACAGUGUAGUUUGACUCAUCUAAUGUAUUGUUACAUUAGUUACAAUAUAACUGAAAUAUACUAUUUUUUAUUGAAAUGCGUAAAGUUCCAGUUGAUGACUAGGCCUAAUGUAUUCUUUAAAAUGUAUUUUGUCUCCAAUUGCAGACGAUUCUUAACUCAAUGCACAAAUACCAGCCUAGGUUUCACGUUGUGAGGGCCAACGAUAUCAUCCAACUACCAUAUAGCACGUUCAGGACCUAUGUCUUUUCUGAGACAGAAUUCAUCGCGGUAACUGCGUAUCAAAACGAUAAGGUAGGCCCUUAAUAAUUUUAUAAAGCAAGUUUCAGAAUAACAUUGUAUUUUUCGUAUUGGUAGACCUAUGGAAAAUGGGAAUUAUACGCAUGACAUAAAUUACCCAUAAAGAAUUUGUAAAGAGUUUAUGUUGUGGCCUAAAUGAAUUACUGACUUAUAGCUAAAUAGCCUACUCUAUAGCAUAUUAGUUACCCAAGGCUCAAUAUUUGGCAAGCAAUGAAAUGUAGAUUUUUAUGUCUUCAAAUAUUUUGUUCUAAAUGUGCAAUAUUUGAACAACGUUAAUUAACUGCUUAUAAAACAUUUACAAACUUCUUGGCAAGAAAGAUUUUGUUUGAAACUUUUAAAGGAUCCUAUAUUCCUGAUCUAUCCCUGUAAUUAGCCUAAGAGAGUCUGAUUAUUAGUGUUACAAUGUGAUAAGGUACUGGUCUAAUGUUUAGAAACAUUACAGUCAUUACAGUGAUUUCUAUAUUUUCAGAUUACACAACUGAAAAUUGAUAACAAUCCUUUCGCCAAAGGAUUCCGUGACACUGGCAAUGGGAGAAGAGAAAAAAGGUGAGACAAAAAAAAACGACAAACGUUAAUGAAUAUAAUAAAUACUUUUAGAAACUCAAUACUGAACUAUGUUAUUUUUUGAGUAGGAAACAACUGGGGAUUAAUACACAAACAUUCAAUGAGACGCGAAUGGAAGAAGGCAAUGAAAUCUCGGGUGACUCUUUGGAUCCACUGAAAAGCGCAGGAAACUCUAAAUCAACCGGUUUGUAUGAUAACGAAAUGAAUAGGCAAAAAAUGUAG
Messenger RNA from Coregonus sp. 'balchen', 1867 nucleotides. The record is from the annotation of a GenBank genome assembly. Lineage: Eukaryota; Metazoa; Chordata; Actinopteri; Salmoniformes; Salmonidae.